This is a messenger RNA of Arachis duranensis, 3216 nucleotides long. RefSeq names its product nodulation receptor kinase-like. Gene Ontology annotation, molecular function: ATP binding; protein kinase activity; protein binding. NCBI's taxonomy places the organism in Eukaryota, Viridiplantae, Streptophyta, Magnoliopsida, Fabales, Fabaceae. Gene Ontology annotation, biological process: protein phosphorylation. The record is from RefSeq and is a predicted model, not a curated record.
AAUCUCUCUAACUCAUCUUCCAUCUCUUUCCUAGCUCCUGCACAUUUCGGCCUUGAAGUCAAACCUACACAUUUGAGAGAAUCUUCUUUCUUCUUAAACUCUAUAUCCAAAUCCAAUUGAGCAAUUUUUCAAGGUGGCUCCAAAUUUUUAAUGAGGAGAUAAUGAAGUUAUUUGGUAUAGUUUUGAUGUAUAUGAUUAAGCAAUAAGGUUCUUUAUUCUAACUUUACCAUAAUUAAGUCCUACAAAGAUGUUGGUUUUCAAGACAGAUAAAGAAAUGCAAUUGAGAAGGAAUUUUAUGGUUCUUGGUGGUAGAUACCAAGUUAUUUGGCAAGGAUUCAAGGCUGAGAACACCAUGGGAUGAUCAUCAUUUACAUAGAUGAUGGAUUUACAAGAUUAUUGGAUAUUAAGAUUGGUUUUUGUUGUAUAUGUUCUUUGUGUCUACAUAUUUAUCAGAUCAGCUUCUGCAAGUGAAGGGUUUGAGAGCAUAGCAUGCUGUGCUGAUUCAAAUUAUACAGAUCCAGUGACCACCUUAAAUUACACAACAGAUUACAGUUCUUUCCCUGAUAAGAAAAGUUGCAGGCACCUAUCUGAAACCGUGUUACACCAAAUUAGAGACGAAAAUUUUCGAUUGUUUGAUAUAAAUGAGGGCUUUGAUGUUUCAGUAGGGGUAACUCAAUUAAGCAGAGUGAGAUCAUUCAGGUCUCAGGACUUAGAAAUAGAGGGAGCUUUCAGGGCCACACAAAACUUCACAGACUUCUGCUUAGUGAAAAGGGUGGGUAGUCCCUAUAUUUCGCAGCUCGAAUUAAGGCCACUUCAUGAAGAGUACCUGCAAGGUUUACCUGCUAGUCUUCUGAAACUGAUAACCAGAAAUAACCUUGGAGGCAACAUCAGUUUCAGGUACCCUGUUGACAAGAGUGAUAGAAUAUGGAAAGAAACUUCAAAUUCAUCAUCAUCAGCUCUUGCAUUAUCUUUAAACAUCACCAAUUUUGAUCCCAAAACUAGUAUCUUCCCUCCCCUGCAAGUCCUACAAACUGCUCUUACCCACUCUGAGAGGUUGGAGUUCAUCCACAAUGUCCUCAACACCACGGAUUAUGAAUAUCGCAUGUUUCUCUACUUCCUUGAAUCAAAUAGUACUCUCAAAGCAGGACAAAGAGUGUUUGACAUCUUUGUUAACAGUGAGAUCAAAGAGGGAAGAUUUGACAUAUUGAAUGGAGGGUCCAACUACAGAUACACUCUCUUAAAUGUAUCAGCAAAAGGAUCAUUGAACCUAACCUUGGCCAAGGCAUCUGGUUCCGAGAAUGGACCACUUCUGAAUGCUUAUGAGAUCAUGCAGGUACACCCAUGGAUUGAAGGGACCAACCAAACAGAUGUGGAAGUGAUUAAAAAGGUAAGAGAACAGUUAUUGGUGCAAAACCAAGACAAUAAAGUGCUUAAGAGUUGGAGUGGAGACCCUUGUAUUCUUUCCCCAUGGCAUGGAAUAACAUGUGAUCAUUCAAGUGGUCCAUCUGUUAUCACUGAUUUGGAUCUUUCCUCCAGUGAUCUCAAAGGACCAAUUCCUUCCAGUGUCACUGAGAUGACCAACUUGAGAACACUGAACCUGAGCCACAAUAGCUUCACUGGUGAAAUCCCCUCCUCAUUUCCACUUUCUUCCUUGUUGACAUCAAUAGAUGUGAGUUACAAUGAUUUAGAGGGAUCCCUUCCAGAAUCCAUUUCCUCACUGCCAAAUUUAAAAACACUAUAUUUUGGUUGCAAUGAACAUUUGAAGGAAGACAUUCCACCAAAAUUGAGCAGUUCACUAAUCCAGACAGAUGGCGGAAGAUGCACGGAAGAAGACUCCAGACUUGAUCAAGUAGUGGUUAUUAGUGUGGUUACAUGUGGAUCACUAUUGAUUACUUUGGUUAUUGGAGUUAUUUUUGUUUGCUGUUAUAGACAUAAACUAAUUCCAUGGGAAGGAUUUGUUGGAAAGAGAUACCCAGUGACAACAAACUUAAUUUUCUCUUUGCCAAGCAAAGAUGACUUCUUCAUAAAGUCUGUGUCAAUUCAAGCAUUCACUUUGGAAUAUAUAGAGGAGGCAACAGAGAAGUACAAGACGUUGAUAGGUGAGGGAGGGUUUGGUCCAGUUUACCGGGGCAUGCUAGACGAUGGUCAAGAAGUGGCAGUGAAAGUCCGGUCAGCCACGUCGACUCAGGGAACUCGAGAAUUUGACAAUGAGCUAAACUUACUCUCUGCAAUACAGCAUGAGAACCUUGUGCCUCUUAUUGGUUACUGCAAUGAAAAGGAUCAACAGAUUCUCGUGUACCCUUUUAUGUCCAAUGGCUCUUUGCAGAAUAGACUAUAUGGGGAACCAGCAAAGAGAAAAAUAUUAGACUGGCCAACUAGACUCUCAAUCGCACUUGGUGCAGCUCGAGGGUUGGCAUAUCUUCACACAUUUCCGGGACGUCCUGUAAUACACAGGGACAUAAAAUCUAGCAAUAUACUCCUGGAUCAUAGCAUGUGUGCAAAGGUUGCAGAUUUUGGGUUCUCAAAAUAUGCUCCACAGGAAGGAGACAGUAAUGUUUCACUUGAAGUAAGAGGAACUGCGGGCUAUUUGGAUCCAGAGUACUAUACAACCCAACAGCUAUCGGAAAAGAGUGAUGUCUUCAGCUUUGGUGUGGUACUACUUGAAAUUGUGAGUGGUCGAGAACCUCUCGACAUAAAGAGGCCACGAAAUGAGUGGAGCUUGGUUGAAUGGGCUAAGCCAUACAUAAGAGCAUCAAAGAUAGAGGAAAUUGUGGAUCCUGGAAUCAAGGGAGGAUACCAUGCAGAAGCAAUGUGGAGAGUGGUGGAAGUGGCACUGCAAUGUAUUGAACCAUUCUCCGCGUACAGGCCAUGCAUGGAUGACAUUGUCCGUGAGUUGGAGGAUGCUCUGAUCAUAGAAAACAAUGCAUCGGAAUACAUGAAGUCCAUAGACAGCCUCGGAGGAUCAAACCGCUACUCUUUCGUCAUGGAUAAGAGGGUUCCGCCCUCUACUUCAUCUACUGCAGAAUCUACCAUCACAUCACAAACCUUGUCCCUCCCACAACCAAGAUAGUAGAAUGGGUCAAUGAAAUUUUUUAUGAUUCAUUGAUUAUUGGUUUAGCCAUUAUCUUAUUAUUCUGAAAUGGCAAACCAGAGAAUAUACUUGUGAAUGUACUUUCAUCCAUUCUAUGCAUCUUGAAACGACUACUCUCUUGCUCA